Messenger RNA from Acanthosepion pharaonis, 849 nucleotides. NCBI's taxonomy places the organism in Eukaryota, Metazoa, Mollusca, Cephalopoda, Sepiida, Sepiidae. The record is from the annotation of a GenBank genome assembly.
AUGAGCUCUAUUGAUGAGAAGCCUCUUUCAUGGUUCAUCAGACUGAUUCAUGAUACUUGCAUUCAUUUGAAUAAAUCUAUGUUGCUCCUCUGCUUAUUCCACUCUAAUUCUACAAUGAGCUCUAUUGAUGAGAAGCCUCUUUCAUGGUUCAUCAGACUGAUUCAUGAUACUUGCAUUCAUUUGAAUAAAUCUAUGUUGCUCCUCUGCUUAUUCCACUUUAAUUCUACAAUGAGCUCUAUUGAUGAGAAGCCUCUUUCAUGGUUCAUCAGACUGAUUCAUGAUACUUGCAUUCAUUUGAAUAAAUCUAUGUUGCUCCUCUGCUUAUUCCACUUUAAUUCUACAAUGAGCUCUAUUGAUGAGAAGCCUCUUUCAUGGUUCAUCAGACUGAUUCAUGAUACUUGCAUUCAUUUGAAUAAAUCUAUGUUGCUCCUCUGCUUAUUCCACUCUAAUUCUACAAUGAGCUCUAUUGAUGAGAAGCCUCUUUCAUGGUUCAUCAGACUGAUUCAUGAUACUUGCAUUCAUUUGAAUAAAUCUAUGUUGCUCCUCUGCUUAUUCCACUCUAAUUCUACAAUGAGCUCUAUUGAUGAGAAGCCUCUUUCAUGGUUCAUCAGACUGAUUCAUGAUACUUGCAUUCAUUUGAAUAAAUCUAUGUUGCUCCUCUGCUUAUUCCACUUUAAUUCUACAAUGAGCUCUAUUGAUGAGAAGCCUCUUUCAUGGUUCAUCAGACUGAUUCAUGAUACUUGCAUUCAUUUGAAUAAAUCUAUGUUGCUCCUCUGCUUAUUCCACUUUAAUUCUACAAUGAGCUCUAUUGAUGAGAAGCCUUUCAUGGUUCAUCAGACUGAUUCAUGA